Cuscuta epithymum is the source of this 2338-nucleotide messenger RNA. The record is from the annotation of a GenBank genome assembly. NCBI's taxonomy places the organism in Eukaryota, Viridiplantae, Streptophyta, Magnoliopsida, Solanales, Convolvulaceae.
GCAGCUCAAAAGUUUCAUUUUUGAGUUCAGUUAUAACAUAACAAAUCUCAAUUAAGUCACUUUGUCAAAGAGAAUAUCAGAAAAAGGCUUACGAAAGAAAAAGUCAGAUGAAUGGCAAAGGCUUGGAUAUUCUUUUAUCUCCUCCUCAUCGGAAGUUGAAUGAGUUGAGUUUCAAACGGUGUCUCCACAAUGACGCCACCAUCCCAACAAAGGGCUAAGCAGCACCGACGACCGGCAAUCAGUCUAAUUCGGUGCCAACCCAACAAAGGGCUAAGCAGCACCAACGAUCCGGAAUCAUUCUAAUUAUUCAUAUAGGUGCCACUAACCCAACAAAGGAUCAUAAGCGACACUGACGACCGUCAAGACUGCUUCAAGCUCCGGCAAGACUGCUACAAGCUCCUGCCAGACCCCUACAAGCUCUUGUCGGACCACUACAAGCUCCUGCUGGACUGCUACAAACUCAUGCCAGACCGCUACAAACUCAUGCCAGACCGCUACAAGCUCCUUCCAGACCGCUACAAGUUCCUGUCGGAUUGCUACAAGCUCAUGCCAAACUGCUACAAGCUCCUGCCAGACCGCUACAAGCUCCUGCCAAACUGCUACAAGCUCCUUGAAGUUUCUUCAAACCGACAAAAUAGUCAGUCUUCACACCGACAAAAUAGGCGAUCUUCACACCAACGAGCGGCACGAACAGCCGGUAAUCGGCCAAAGCUCUUCCUCUUCAAAGAAUGACAUCAAUUUGAAGUCGUUUGAAAUAGCAGGAUCUUGAACUCUCAAUUGCUCUGGCGAGUGGAGAACUAAUACAUUAAAAGUUUUAAGCAGCCAAAAUUUGAUUGUCCAUCCAAAAAAAAUAGAGGCACAAAAAAAAAGCAUCAGAAAGGUAGAGGCUUUAAAAAAAAACAUCUGCCUUUAAAAGAUAAAUCAAUUGGCUCAAUACAAAUCAGCCCAAUAUUUUAAAAGCGGAAUUGGCAGACUCCGUCCAAUACCUCCUUGGUGGUCAUCUUCUUCACGCGUAAAUAAUAGCAGCGAACCAGCUCCCCUCUGAACCUCGAACGAGCGGCACCGACUCUGAUGGCACGAACCUUUGACGGGGUCAGCUUCGGUCACCGACCUCCAGCAUCCCAGAAGUUCCUCUCUCCAAGCGAACGAACAGCCGGCAAUGAAUCCCCGCUCUGCUUUAACCUUCUUGGAUCGGCUUUGAAGUGCUGCAUCGACAGAAAUCCGGCUAAGCAACCACCGACCUCUGGCAAUGAAGCAUCUCCUCUCUGGCAGCAAUGGAAAACGCCAACUCAGGUUCUCCUCCUUCCGGCAAAUUAGGACGGCCACUCUUCCAGGAUGUUUUUUUUCCCCUCUCUCCACGAGCCUGCAGCUCACCAGAGCAAUCGGCGGCAACCCUCAGCCAGACCCUCCUCUCCAGCGAGUCAAUCUGCAAACCGCAACAAAGAAAAUCACUUCCUUGGUUGAAAAUAAUGGCAGCAAUGGUGAUACUCCUCCCAGGCUUUGGACGGCCAAAUCUUUCAAUUUCCUCCCAUUGACAUCACUGUCUAACAACGGAGCAUACAAAGUUGCUCUAAUUUCUGACUGUUGGCCUUCGAAAAAAACGAAAACAACGAGCCGGCAGAGCUUCAACAGCACCACCACCGCCAGUUUAUUCACCAAGGUCUCUUCCUCACCAAAGCCAUGAUUUUGAGAAUCAACUAGAGUUACUAGAUCAAGUUUCAGGUCCUGCCAUCGUCUUCCUCAUAUAGAUAGCAGCUACAAAACCAACAAAAAAAAAACUGCAAGUGUUCCGGCGACGGGAUAGAAACAACACCCAUACGGCGGUGGCCUUUUCUCCAUCACCAUCUCAAGUCCGGGCGAUAAUUAAGCAAUGGCUUCCUCUAAAUUCCGAACGGCAACAUCGACGUUAGUUUCUCUCUGGCGAACGGCACCGGCAAUCUGAUUUUGAAACAUCCCUGCAAGUCUGCAAAAACAAAAAAAAAAAGAGAUGUGUGAAGAGAAUGAGGAAUUUUACCUAUUUUCUAUCUUCCGCCUGCUGCUCUUGUUGAUGCGUACAUAUGAGUGGCUUGGCUCCUAUAUUUAUAGGAAAUUUGGGAUCUUAAAAUAAAACUUGGACUCUAAAGUGAGAGUCCUAAAAGGACUUCAAAGUUUGAGUUACGGCUGCCUUAGCUCUAUCGAUGGGGAUUAAUGAGCUUCGCUAGGCAUUUUUUUUCUUUGCUCUCUCACUGGGCCAAGGAAAAGAAAGAGGUUUUGAAUUAUAGAAUAGAUGGUUCUUAUAAUCAAUUUCGAAACUUACUUUCUCUUGUUCAAACGUUCAAGCAAGUCUCGAGGGGCAUUU